UUGCCAUUCCCGGAGCCACAGAAUUCCUUCAUCACAACCAAUUGGGCUAGCUCUUUGGAACAUAAUUUAAAAAGAGAAGGAAAAUGGCUUCACACAAUGAGUUCCAGAGCAAGCAAAAACAUAGCUUGCCACCUGCAUUGUGCAAGAAAGCUCCAGAGCCAACACCAUGCCCACCUCAAGAGGAUGCACCACCUCCAGAAGUCCACCAGUGCAAGCAGACCAUCUCUUUUCCUCCGGCGAUGUGGCCUCAUAAAACUCCAAGUCCUCAGGAGAAGCCACCAUGCAAAGAGUCUCCAGUAGUGGCUGCCCCAAACCCAUGCAGUCCACAACCAGAACCAUGCAAGCAUCCAUCAAUAGUGACCGUUCCAACUCCAUGUCCAGAUCCAGUACCUGAAAAGAAGUCUCCAUGCAAGGAAAAACCAACAGAGAUUGUCCCGAUUCCAUGCUGCCCAAAGGAUUCUCCAUCUCCUCAAGAGAAGCCACACUGCAAGGAAGCACCAGCACAUGUUGGGCCAACUCCAUGUUCUCAACAGAAAUCACCAUCCAAGGAGUCUCCAUGCUGUCCACAACCAGAGGCAGUUCCUUGCCCUCAACAGAAGCAACCAUGUAAGGAGACACCAGUAGAGUCUGAGCCAACUCCAUGUCCUCAACAUAAACCACCAACCAAGGACUCUCCUUGCUGCCCACCACCAGAGCCAGUUCCUUGUGCUCAGGAGAAGAAGCCAUGCAAGGAGACACCAGUAGAGGUUGUGCCAACUCCAUGCCCUCAACAGAAACAACCACUCAAAGAGUCUCCAUGUUGUCAAUCCCCAGAGCCAGCUUCUUGUGCUCAAGAAAAGCAGCCAUGUAAGGAGCCUCCAGUACAUAUUGUGCCAACUCCAUGUUCUCAACAGAAAUCACCAUCCAAGGAGUCUCCAUGCUGUCCACAAGCAGAGCCAGUUCCUUGUGCUCAAGAAAAGCAGCCAUGUAAGGAGCCACCAGUACACACUGUGCCAACUCCAUGUCCUCAACAGAAACAACCACCCAAGGAGUCUCCAUGUUGUCCAACCCCAGAGCCAGCUCCUUGUGCUCAAGAGAAGCAGCCAUGUAAGGUGCCACCAGUACACAUUGAGCCAGUUCCUUGCCCACAACAGAAGCAGCCAUGCAAGGAGACACCAGCAGAGGUUGUGCCAACUCCAUGUCCUCAAGAGAAACCACCAACCAAGGAUUCUCCGUGCUGCCCACCACCAGAGCCAGUUCCUUGUGCUCAGGAGAAGCAACCGUGCAAGGAGACACCAGUAGAGGCUGUGCCAACUCCGUGUCCUCAACAGAAAUCACCAUCCAAGGAGUCUCCAUGCUGCCCACAAGCAGAACCAGUUCCUUGUCCUCAGCAGAAGAAGCCAUGCAAGGAUACACCAAUCGUGACCAUUCCAACUCCAUGUCCAGAUCCAGUACCAGGUCCUGAAAAGAAGUCUCCAUGCAGAGAACCACCCAAAGAGGUUGUCCCAACGCCAUGCUGCUCAAAACCAAUUCCGAGUCCUGAAGAGAAGCCACAUUGUAAGGAACCACCAGCACACAUUGUGCCAACUCCAUGUGCUCAACAGAAGAAACUACCCAAAGAGUCUCCAUGCUGUCCAACCUCAGAGCCUGCUCCUUGUGCUCAGGAGAAGCAGCCAUGUAAGGUGCCACCAGUACACAUUGCACCAACUCCAUGUCCUCAGCAGAAGCCACCAGCCAAGGAGUCUCCAUGCUGUUCACAACCAGAGGAGGAACCCCCGUGCAAGCAACCCCCCAAAACCACUGUUCCAACCCCAUGCCCAGAAAAAAGGUCUUCCUGCAAGGAGCCAACUCCAACUGCACCUUCAACCAAAUGUCCACCUCCUAUUGAACAGCACCAAAAGAAGCAGCCUUGCUAUUGGCCACACCACAAGUAAGCAAACAAGAGAAAUGGAUCAGAGAAGAAAAUUGCUAUCUUCUCUCCACCUCCUUGCCUCUUCCACUGUUAUAUACCUCAUCCGUUUGUUCCUUCAAUGCUACAUGAAAAGAAAUGAGGGUUCAGAUAAAACUAUAUUAAUUCAUAUCUACAUGCUAACUAGAAAAAUAUGUAAUAUUUUCUUAUGUUCCUUCUGUAUUUAAACUGCAUGUACUCUAAGUUAACAGCACUAUGUCAUUACUAUUUUUCUACUGUACCAUCAGCCAUCAAAGGGAUGAAAGUCAGUUAUUGGACUCAGUCAAUGGUUUCUUUGUAAUUGGGUAUAAGCAGAGCCAGUCCAACAAUGAGGCGAAUUAAGCGGUCGCUUGGGGCGCAAAACAUAUGGGGGCGCAGUUGAGACUGUUGAUUUCUUGUAAAACAUGAUAUUUUGGUGCUUAAUUUGUAAAAUCUUAAUGUAAUUUGAUGUUUAAUAGGCUUUUCCUUAAUUAUCCUCCUUAUUAUUCAACGCUUUUAUUUUUCAGUGAUUGGUUGGGGGGGGCACCAAAAUGCUGUUCGCCUACACUUGAAAAUUACCUAGGGCCGACUCUGGGUAUAAGGUUGCCUCCUUUUUUACUGUGAAUAUAAUUAAGCUGAUUAUGGAAAUGAAGCUGAUAUUUAUGGGUGGAAACAUGAUGGCUGCAUUGGAGAUCAUGGUGUACUUCACAACGGGAAAACAGUACAUAGCACCACAAUGUCCUUGCUGUACUUCUUGUUCAUCUUUCUGUGGAUGCUCCUUGGAUGCAGCUGAUAACUCCUGCUAUUCUGAAAUAAAAUAAAUAAAACAUAGGUGCAAAAAGUACCAAA
Messenger RNA from Anolis carolinensis (green anole), 2755 nucleotides. RefSeq lists its product as uncharacterized. The record is from RefSeq and is a predicted model, not a curated record. Bases 84 to 1913 code for a protein of 609 amino acids. NCBI's taxonomy places the organism in Eukaryota, Metazoa, Chordata, Lepidosauria, Squamata, Anolidae. The transcript is spliced from 2 exons.